CUAGGGAUGUCGGAAGAGGAGAAUUGUGACGAACAAGUGGUACAUGAAAGGCAACAGAAAAAUGAAUCGGAAGAAGACAAGGAGAGAAAACUUGUUGCUCAACAGAUAUCUGAUGGCGUUCUAACAGAUUCCAUGUUAAGAGAGGAGAACAAACUGAAGAAGGAAAAUUUGAAAGAAGAAAGGGAAAUCGUCGAUAAGGCAAUGACCGAGUAUGAUUCAACCGUGGAAGAGCAGCGAUACGCCAGACUACAGCAUUUGUUGAAGAAGUCCGAUGUGUACUCCGCAUUCCUUCUUCAACGCAUCGAAGAACAAAAACAAGAGAACAAAAAGAAACGACUUCGUGAAGCGAAGAAAGCUGAGAAGACACAGAAAGAGGUUUCAUCACCACAAGCUGUUCCUGAAUCAAAACGCUCCCGUCGAGAUAAGAAGGCGUCCAGUGAAUAUAACUUCAGCGAUUACUUGGAUACUGAGGCGCUAAAAAAGAGCAGUGCAGAGUCCAUGUGUGCACCAAAUAAAGAAGUAAACAAGAACCUCGCCGUUAGCCACGACUCAACAGAAUGCGCUAGUUCUGAGGUACCGAAGAAAGGUUUUGUAAAACCGAAGUUGUUGACCGGUGGAGAAUUGCGAGAUUAUCAAGAAGAAGGUGUCGAAUGGCUGAAGGUGUUGUUCGAGAACGGCGUGAAUGGCAUUCUCGCUGAUGAAAUGGGCCUGGGCAAGACAGUUCAAUGCAUUGCUUUGUUGGCCCAUCUCGUGGAAUGGGGUGUUCGAGGUCCGUUUCUCGUCGUUGCUCCGUUAUCAACGUUACCGAACUGGCUUUCGGAGUUCAAACGCUUCACUCCCAAUUUGUUUGCCUCCAUCUAUCAUGGUACACCAGACGAAAGGGCGAUCAUGAGAAAGAAGUUCAAUAAAAUAUACGGAGUGAAACCAUACAGAGCGAUGCCAGUGAUCAUCACAUCUUACAGCAUCGUUAUCAACGACAGCAGACAUCUCAUGAAAUACAACUGGAAAUACCUGAUUGUCGAUGAGGGACACCGAAUCAAAGAUUUUAACUGUAAAUUGAUACGCGAACUUAAGUUAUUGCCGUCGGCCAAUCGACUAUUGCUGACUGGCACACCACUUCAAAACAAUCUGGCUGAACUGUGGUCGCUCUUGAAUUUCUUACUGCCAGAUAUAUUUAACGAUCUCGAAAGUUUUCAAGCGUGGUUUGACUUCAGCGCCAUUUCUCAGAGCGAUGGCGAUCGGAAGAUCAUUGCCCAGGAGCGGGAACAUCACGUUUUGGAACGGCUGCAUUCGAUUCUGACUCCAUUUCUUCUGCGUCGUCUGAAGACCGAUGUAAGCCUCGACAUUCCCCUCAAAAAAGAAGUGUUUGUUUACGCUCCUCUGACACAACUACAAAAGGUCUGGUAUCGACGGGCUCUCGACAGAAUUGAACUUUUGAAUUAUGUGGCGCCUAAGAAAGAAACACCGCAAUCCUAUUCAGCUACCGGUCGAGCGCGGCGACGUUGUACUUCAAUGAAAACAGAUUACAGUGUCUUUGACAGGGAUGAUUUAGACUACGAACAAUUUGUAAAUGUCCAAUCGGAACAAGAAAACAGGAAACGGGCAUUAAGACAGAAGGCACUUGCAACGCCCGAUCCUUCAUUCGAAAGAAACAUCAAAGUUCUUAACCUGUACGUGUUGUUGAGAAAGGUGUGCAUGCAUCCAUAUCUACUCGAGUAUCCCAUCGAUCCUGAGACGCAGGACUAUCGUAUGGACGAGGAACUGAUUACAUCCUCCGGUAAAACACUACUGCUCGAUCAAAUGUUGCCCGAAUUGAAAAGGCGAGGUCAUAAGGUUUUGCUGUUCAGCCAAUGGACAAAACAACUGGACAUAUUACAGGACAUCUGUUACAUACGCGACUAUAAAUAUUCACGUAUCGAUGGAGACAUGAAGUUUGCGGAAAGACAAAUCCAGAUCGAAAACUUCAAUUCCGAUCAGAACGUGUUCAUUUUCCUCUUAUCGACGCGCGCAGGAGGUCUGGGCUUAAAUCUGACGGCCGCCGAUACAGCGAUCAUAUAUGAUAGUGAUUGGAAUCCGCAAAUGGACUUGCAAGCACAAGACAGAUGUCAUCGGAUUGGUCAAACCAGACCCGUUAUCGUGUACCGACUUAUUACGGCAAAUACUAUCGACGAGAAGAUUGUCGAAGUUGCUCGCGACAAGAGGAGAUUGGAGAAGAUGGUCAUCCAUAAAGAGCGAUUCAAAGGCAUGCGCACUGACAAAGCGCUGUCGUCAAAGGAAAUUAUGCAUCUCUUGCAAUCGUGCGAUCACAAUGCUGCUAUCAACUCCAAAGAAGUUAGCAGUAAUGUCCUGUUGACGAAAGAACAACUGAACAAACUAAUGGACCGCAGUGAUAUGGUUACGGAUGGCAAAUCGAAAGCAACUGCAGAGAACGUCGAUGACGACGAAGACAAAGCUUUGUUCAAAGUCGUCAAAAGCGAUGAAUGAUAACGGAAAAAUGAAGAAAACCAUAAAUUACCGCAUUCACGAGCAAUUUUCUAUAAAAAAUUAUAAAAAUAUCGCGACCAAUAUUGUUAAAUUUACAAACGGUUUUAGUGAUGUAUAGGGAAAUAUAUAUAUAAAUGGGAGUUGUUCGAUAAAGCACAACUUUGUGCUCGUGUUUUGCUUAUUUAGCUAUGUAAAAUUCUUUGUUUGUGUUUUUAUAAUAUUUGUAAUAACCAAAAUAAAAAUCUUCAUGUUUCGUUCAA
Messenger RNA from Xenia sp. Carnegie-2017, 2744 nucleotides. Its product is annotated as lymphoid-specific helicase-like. The transcript is spliced from 16 exons. Gene Ontology annotation, cellular component: nucleus; pericentric heterochromatin. The coding region runs from base 7 to 2484 and encodes 825 amino acids. Gene Ontology annotation, molecular function: ATP binding; ATP-dependent chromatin remodeler activity; chromatin binding. The record is from RefSeq and is a predicted model, not a curated record. Gene Ontology annotation, biological process: negative regulation of gene expression via chromosomal CpG island methylation; lymphocyte proliferation; pericentric heterochromatin formation. NCBI's taxonomy places the organism in Eukaryota, Metazoa, Cnidaria, Anthozoa, Malacalcyonacea, Xeniidae.